GCCCCCCCGGUACUCUGACCAAUGAGUGGAGCCGGCAUAGCAUCCUCCAGGGCCGACGGAGUUCGCGGGAAACCGGCUGUAGUCGAGAUACAUAAGCGUAAUAGGACCCCGGAUUACACAACCGUCUUUUAUGCUAAUACGGUGUAUGAUUAAUCGACCCAUUUCAAAGUGUUCCGGUUAAAAACGGAGCGGUGACACAGCUUAGAUUCGCCGUCAUCCAGGGACUGCUGCCCGGCUGCUGUGCUAACGCCGGACGCUCGUUAGCUCGGUCGUCUCAUUGGCUAACGGGAACACGGUGCUUCAUGCGACAGGACGGCGGAGAUAGCUACUGCUUGUCUUGGAAGAGACAAAGGGGCUGCCGCUGUCACACACGAAAUAAACUGUUAACAUGUUCAACUUAGACCGUUUUCGUUUUGAUAAGAAGGCAGCCACGACAGCAAAUAAAGAGCAGGAAAACGGGUCCGAAAGCCCGGAGUCUGAGAAGGAGAACAAGCCAGCUCAAAUGAAACCUGUCAAAGCCACACCAAAGUCCCAUGCCCGUGGAGUGGUUUUUGAGGAAGUCCUUACAAUUGACUUGGAGGAAGAUGAGCUCCUCUCUGAAACAAAGACCAAAACAACAUUAACCAGGAAGUCCAAAAAUCCUAUAGAGAAGUCAUCCAAAAAUGUGGCAUCAGAUCACACAGAUGAGGAGGACAACGAAUUGGAUGAUAAAAUGAGCGUAAUACUGGAGAUGUUUCCUCAGUUGACGAGGAAGGAGCUGCUGGAGGUCAUUGGGAGCACAAGCACAUUGGAUGGUGCCGUAGCUGCAUGCCUUUUAAGGUUUGGUGAUAAAGAAGCCUCAGACCAAGGCAGGAAGAGAAAGCAAGAUGGAUCCAGCAGUUCUCAGGACAGUGGUGAUAUUCAAACCAGCAAGAGGAGUAAGAUGGUAACAGUGGUUUCUGAUGAGGAUGACAGAGAGCCAAGCUGGGAGAAGCAGGAAGCCAUGGUCCGAAGACUGCAGAAAAAGUUUCCUGACCAGGACAAAGAGGAGCUGAGGAUGGUUCUGCAGGAACACGACUGGAAUGUUGAGGAUGCUCUGCAGGUUCUACAAAUGUUCUCAGACCCAGAUGAUACCAGUUUCAGCUCACCUGACGCAGAAGAAAAGAAAUCCAGUAAAUCGAAGAGUAAAGACAAGUCAAGCCAGGACAACAGGAAGUUGAAGCGCCACAAAGAUCACAGAGACAGUAAAUCCAGGAUAAAUCUAAAGGACCACAGAAAUAAUAGUGAAACAGAGGAGGAGAGUAAAGAUGAUACUGACGCUACAAAGGACAGCGACGGUUCAGAUUCAGACCACAGUGAAGCUGCAAACAACAGAAGUAGCACUUCCACUUUGUCUACAUGGCUUAAAAAAAGUUCUGACUCGGUAUCCUCAUCCUCAUCCUCUUUUGUCAAGAAAACAACUACCUCUUCCUCCCUGAAGCCAUCCUCUUCGUCCUCUACUGCUCAGAUGCUGUCCAGAUUUGCCAGUGGGACCAGUAUAGCUAAGAAUCAGGCAGCAGAGAGAAAGAAGAAGGCACGUGCCUCAAACGAACAAGUCAGCUCUGAGGAGGAAAACGACGAUGAAGAGGAAGCGGUGAGCAGCGAGUUUGAGGACUCUGAUGAAGAGCUGGAUUGUAAAGGCGGCAUGACAGAUCUGAAGAAAGAGAUGCUGGCUUUUUUCCGGGAUGCAUCGAUCGAUGAGCUGUCUCUAAUCGCUGGGUGCUCUGUUAAAAAGGCCCAGAAGAUUGUGGAGCUGAGGCCCUUUGAUGACUGGCAAAGCCUGAUUAAUGUCUUCAUUAAGGACAAAGGAUUGUCGGACUCAUUACUGCUGGGCUGCAGAGUCGUCCUCAAAGAGCGGAAGGUCGUCCUGGGGCUGAUGUCCAAAUGUAAAACCAUUUCCUCAAGAAUGGUCAAACAGGUCACUGAGGUGAUGGAGAGGGGCACAAGGUCCAUGAAACAGCCAAGCCUUCUGAACAGCCAAAACCAGCUGAAACCCUAUCAGCUGAUUGGUCUAAAGUGGCUGCUGCUUCUGCAUGAGCACAAACUGAGUGGUAUCCUCGCUGAUGAAAUGGGUUUGGGGAAAACUAUCCAGGCUAUAGCGUUUCUGGCCCAGCUUUACGAGAAGGGAAUAGACGGUCCUCACCUCAUCACUGUGCCGGCCUCGACAUUGGAUAACUGGGUCAGAGAGCUGAAGCUGUGGUGUCCAAGCCUCAAAAUUCUCGUCUAUUGUGGAUCUGUGGAAGAUCGCCGCUACCUCAGACACGACCUCCUCAGUGAUGGUGCUGAUUGCAACGUCAUUGUGACCACGUAUAACAUGGCCAUCGGAAACGAUAGCGACCGCGGUCUUUUCCGUAAGCUGCGUCUGAAGUAUGCUGUGUUUGAUGAAGGUCACAUGCUGAAGAACAUGAACUCUCUGCGCUACCGCCACCUCAUGGCUAUUAACGCAGAGCAUCGCUUGCUGCUGACAGGAACUCCUUUACAGAACAACCUCUUAGAGCUGAUGUCUCUUCUGAACUUCAUCAUGCCUUCUAUGUUCUCCAGCUCCACUACACAGCUCUCCAAAAUGUUUUCUAUGAAAUCCCAUGAGGAGCAGAGCCGCUUUGAGAGGGAUCGUAUUUCUCAGGCCAAACUCAUCAUGAAACCUUUUAUCCUCAGACGAGUCAAGAGCGAGGUCCUCAAGCAGCUGCCAGCCAAGGAAGAUAAGGUAGAGUCCUGCCCAAUGAGUGAGAAACAGCAGGUCCUCUACCAGACCCUCUUUAAAAAACUUAAGGCUUCCACCAAUGGCGAGAAACGUGAGUUGUGUAAUGUGAUGAUGCAGUUGAGGAAGAUGGCCAACCACCCACUGCUUCAUAGACAGUACUACACCACAGAAAAGCUCAAAGCCAUGAGUAAACUCAUGCUUAAGGAGCCAACUCACUUUGAUGCAGACGCUGCUCUGAUCCAGGAGGACAUGGAAGUGAUGUCAGACUUUGAGCUGAAUCGUCUUUGCCAGCAGUACUCCUCCCUCAGCUCCUACCAGCUUGAAAAAAAUCUCCUGCUUGACUCUGGGAAGUUCCACCACCUCACGGAGCUGCUGGCCUCACAUAAAAGCAAGGGAGACCGGGUGGUGUUGUUUAGUCAGUUCACCAUGAUGCUGGACAUUGUGGAGGUGCUGCUGAAACAUCUUAAGCAUCGUUACGUCAGACUGGAUGGAUCCACUCCCAUAGCAGACAGGAUUGGGUUGAUUGAUGAGUACAACACGGAUCCUGACAUAUUUGUGUUCCUGUUGUCAACGCGUGCUGGUGGCCUGGGCAUCAACCUCACCUCCGCUAACGUUGUCAUCCUACAUGACAUUGACUGCAAUCCCUACAACGACAAACAGGCAGAGGACAGAUGUCACCGUGUAGGCCAGACCAAGAUUGUAAAGGUGAUUAAGCUGAUCAGUAAGGGCAGCAUAGAGGACUGCAUGCUGCAGCUGAGCCACAAGAAACUAAAGCUGGAGCAGGACAUGACUGCUGCUGAAGGUGGUGAGGGGACCAUACCUGAAGACAUGGCGUCUUUGCUCAAAGCCUCACUGGGACUGUGAUCAGCAAACAUGAAACAUGAGACUGUACAAAUACAUUUUUGAUGGCAUUCCUGUGAUUCUGGCAAGAGUGUUGUGACUGAACACACACGUUUGUGUCUAUUCUGGAAAACUACUGAGAACCAUACGCUGCCAUGAAAAAAAAAAGUUCUGAUAUUGAGAUCUGACUUACUGUGUAGCAUGGUAGCUGUGCCUAAAACACUAUUUUUACAUGCACACAGUUUAUUGCUCCUACUUUGACGAGAUCAAUAUAUAAAGGCAGAACAAUAAAGUUGCCUUUUAUAAAUGUAAUGCACUCCACAUGUCAUGCAAGGUUUCUCUGUAGAAACGUGAAAGAAAUAGGUGUUUAGAAGUUCAGAUGAAACUGUCAGUAAUGCAGCAUGGGUUGGAGUACACCAUGGCGCUUGUAUGAACAAAGGUCAAUAAUUUAAGUUCACAUAACCCAUGCAGAUUAAAGGUACUGUAUGCUGGUAAGAAAAUUUGUGUAACCGCGAUGGAGUGAUAGAUUUCUAUACCAUCCUUCUUACACGACCGUGUUCCAUCUUUCCUGACGCACUUGCUCUUACUUCACAGUACUUAAAAAAUAUAUAUUGUUUACAUCAGGAUAUUUUUUGCUGCUGUGAUCCACAGUAACGUUUCAACAGCAGCUCACAACUGGAUUGAUAUUUUUUGGAGAAAAGUUGCGAUUCACAUGAAUUUCCUCUGAUACCAUACCUGAUCAACAUGUUUGAGCGUUGUGGUUACAUCAGAAAGUCAGCCAUGUAUCUAACAAAUUUUAUUCUCUGGUAGUGUAAUUGUCGUAUUUUAUCCUGAUGUCAUAUUUCAAGUAAAACAUUUUUGCAAAGGCAGACUGAUUGGCCUUUUAUAGACAGAACAUACAUGGCUUUGUUGAUAGAUUUAGUAAACACAAAUCCCAUUUUUUCUGGAGUGUAAAACUAUAAAAACUCAAACAUGAAAUAGAAUGUUUUGAAUUGGAUUCUGUGCUCUUUCUACCCCGUUAAGUAUCUUGAGCUAAGGGACACGGAGAGGUUGAUGAAGCAGCUGCUGCAUUAGUGCUGUAUAAGUGGCUUAUGUGUUGUAAGUGUACAAGUGUUAAGUGUCAAAGCUUUUACUAAGUCAUUUGUAUGUUUUUAAAGUUCCUGUUUGAACUAAAUAAUAAAAAUUGGAAUAAAA
Molecule: messenger RNA, 4753 nt
Organism: Anoplopoma fimbria (sablefish)
Lineage: Eukaryota; Metazoa; Chordata; Actinopteri; Perciformes; Anoplopomatidae
Gene: smarcad1a
Product: SWI/SNF-related, matrix-associated actin-dependent regulator of chromatin, subfamily a, containing DEAD/H box 1 a
Exons: 23
Coding region: 389-3583 (1064 amino acids)
Cellular component (GO): nucleus
Molecular function (GO): DNA binding; ATP binding; ATP-dependent chromatin remodeler activity
Source: RefSeq, a predicted model, not a curated record